UUUUUCUCUCCCCAAAAUAAAAAACAGGACUUUACCAUCUCUUUUUGGCAAUAAAAGCAGAACGCACGGUCGCAGAAAGAAAAAGAAAGUAGUAAAGAACAAAAAGCCAGCAAGCAAUUUUCUAAAAAAAAGAUCGAUACACUUUUUUUCAGUUUAUCACAAGGUGUACGGUUCGCCUUUUUUUAGUCCAGAGCAGUGCCCAGUCUAUCCCAAACAACAAACACACCUUCCCCCCUCCCUUUUUCCUCUUCUUUCUUUUUUGUUUUACAAAUUUAUAUUCUUUCUCUAAAUUUUACCUCAUUUUUCUUCUUUAUUUUAUUUUUAUUUCUUUAAACCACACAAAACCAAAUGAACAGUGGUCUAUUCUACUGCUCCUAUAUUUUAAAGCUGCAGCUGCCCAACGUAUCAUUCGGUCAGAACUCACUCGCAUUCCUCUCCCCGCUCUAAAUUAGAAAAACAUAUAGCAAUGGUAUCUGUAGCCACCUACCACAACACCCCAGGAGGUGUUAGUGGUCGUAAGGGUUUAGGAAAGCUCACUCCCUUGGCUAAUAGCUUUUCGCUAAUCCAGUAUAACAACAGCGUUCGUUUUCUCAUCAUGGAUUGUCCGACUGCCAGUACCAUUCCGCUUUAUCUAAAGGAGUUUGAUAGGCUGAAUGUCAAGGAUGUCGUUCGUGUUUGUCAGCCGACGUAUGAGAAGGACGUGUUGCUCGAAAAACAUAUUGUUGUUCAUGAUUUACCAUUCCAAGACGGUGAUGUGCCUCCUUCGUCGGUCAUUAAGGAGUGGCUUGCGCUUGUGAAUGCACGUGUCGCCAGUGCUGCAGAGGAAGUCGCAUUUACUGAACAGCCUGUUCCCACCACUAUUGCCGUUCACUGUGUGGCUGGACUUGGCCGUGCCCCUGUUCUCGUAGCCGUCGCGCUGAUUGAAAGUGGAAUGGAUCCUCUGAAUGUCAUCGAGCUAGUUCGCAGUAAACGCCGUGGCGCAUUCAAUAACCGACAGAUCACUUACCUAGCAGACAAUUACAAGCGGUCAUCGGCAUCAAAGAGCGCAAUGAGAUUGCGUCAGAACCCUUUGGCUGCUGCUGUAAGUGGAGUUGGAGCCUCGAGAUCUCAGGCUACUAGCGCUGCUGUUACGCCUCAGCCGCAGAUACCGCAGAUUAAGGAUUCAGAGGAAGAGAAUACGCUUAAUUCUCCCGUAUCUGUCACUCCCAAACCCUCUUUCUUCCGGAAAAUAUUCAGCCUUUUCUCUUAAAUUAGUGUAAGGAAUUGGGGCUGGAAGGAACUGAGAGUUUACAUAUAUACGAUAGACUAUAUUUAUUUU
This is a messenger RNA of Kickxella alabastrina, 1318 nucleotides long. RefSeq names its product protein-tyrosine phosphatase-like protein. Gene Ontology annotation, cellular component: nucleus. Gene Ontology annotation, biological process: dephosphorylation. The transcript is spliced from 5 exons. The record is from RefSeq and is a predicted model, not a curated record. Gene Ontology annotation, molecular function: phosphatase activity. Bases 467 to 1249 code for a protein of 260 amino acids. NCBI's taxonomy places the organism in Eukaryota, Fungi, Kickxellomycota, Kickxellomycetes, Kickxellales, Kickxellaceae.